AUGGAAGCCUAUGUGAAUAAUAUGAUUGUGAAGAGUUCAUCCAUGGAAGAACGCACAUUGAAGCUCUUACCACUUCGGAGGCCAACACUUCCUACAGAAAUUGGGUGGAACUCGUUUCAGUCUCUUUGCUUAUAUCAGGGCUUUUGGACCUUCCCUCAUUUCCUCGAAAGCAUCAUUUUAGCUCAACAUCGUUUCAAGCCUAAACCAGGCGACAUCUUCGUCUGCAGUGCUCCUAAAAGCGGCACCACCUGGCUCAAGGCACUGAGUUUCUCCAUUGUCACUCGAAACCGUUUCGACACUUCCAACAGCCCUUUGCUCACCAAGGGUCCGCACCAUUGUGUGCCCAACUUGGUCGGUUUUGACCAAAAACCAGACAUACGUAAUCCAGGAAUCCCACUCAUAUCCACCCAUGCCCCCUACCGUUGUUUGCCCAAAUCUGUUGUGGAUUCCGAUGAUGUCAAGAUUGUUUACAUUUAUCGAGACCCAAAAGAUGCAUUCGUGUCCAUGUUUCACUUCGCAGCCAAGCGACGGCCCAAGGGAAUGGAACCCAUUUCUCUAGAGGUGGCUUUCAACCUUUUCUGCCAAGGGAGAUCUGUUUUCGGACCAGCUUGGGACAAUAUCUUAGGUAGCGUAUUACCUUGUUAA
Molecule: messenger RNA, 645 nt
Organism: Hibiscus syriacus
Lineage: Eukaryota; Viridiplantae; Streptophyta; Magnoliopsida; Malvales; Malvaceae
Product: cytosolic sulfotransferase 17-like
Exons: 2
Coding region: 1-645 (214 amino acids)
Biological process (GO): sulfation
Cellular component (GO): cytoplasm
Molecular function (GO): sulfotransferase activity
Source: RefSeq, a predicted model, not a curated record